GAGAGAGGAUCCACCGAGGCAAAAUACAUAUUACAAGAACAUUUGCAAAUUGUUGUGUAACACUACUCAGGAAAAAUGUGCUGAUAGUCUGGUUUGAAAAAUCGUUCUCGACAAACUGUCUCGCCUCCAUUCUAAUCAUUUGAGCGUCCUCGUUACACAAGUGAUAAAACUGACGCCACAAACAAAGUAGGAAAUUUUUGGUUCAAAUUUUUGGAGGUACGCUGAAUUCUGUUUAGAAGAUCAACUAAAAUGUGUCGUCAAGCCGAAGAGCCUGAAAGUCUGGACUCUUGGAACGAGUCACCAAGCAUGAAGAACCGGUACAAUUAUUCAAGAAGAUCGACUUUUGCCCAAGUACUGGUGACGCUAAUCCAGAAUUGGCUACUCAUCGAGAUGGGUCUGUACUCGGCGAUGAUCACAACUGUCAUUGGCGCACUCCACUUGAACCCCGAGGAGGCACUUAGUAUGAGCGACGAGCAAGCAUCCUGGUUUGGGAGCCUACCUUUCAUCUGCCACCCUUUGGCGAGUCUACUACUGUCCGGGUAUUUCCAAGACAAAUUCGGACGGAAAACCACGAUGGUCAUAGUCACGAUUCCUACAUUCAUCGCGUGGAUGUCCCUGCACUUCGCGCAAUCCAUCUACGUUCUUUACAUGGUGUCCGCAAUCACAGGGAUGUGCACAGGGCUCACCGAGGCACCCAUCCAUUCUUACAUCGGUGAAGUCAGCGAACCGCAUCUUAGGGGGACUCUCUCAUCUAUCUCCACGUCUGCCACUUUAAUAGGAAUUUUCGUCAUGUACGUUUUGAGCUACUUGUUCGACUGGAGAUCUGUUGCUCUGAUCUGCAGCGCAAGCCCAGUUAUCACAUUCACGUGUAUGACCCAGAUCCCCGAAUCCCCAACAUGGCUAAUUGUGAAGAAUCGGUAUGAGGACGCUCGCAAAUCCUUAUGCUGGUUGAGAGGAUGGGUUGAACCGGGCAAAGUGGAGGAGGAAUUUCAGGCACUCGUUAAACAUGCGAAAGAUUCGCUGCGGAAAAAUAAAUCAGCACAAUCAGUUGGAGAUGGUCUCAUUAAAGAAGGUGGCUAUCUCAAGACACAGUUCAAAGAGAUGACCAGUAGAAAAGUGUUGCUCCCGCUUCGACUUAUUCUGAUCGUGUUUGUGUUCCGAGAAAUCACCACAUUUAGUGCAAUCAGACCAUAUCUAAUUGGUGAAUUGCAUAAACUACGAACACCUAUCAACGCCAAGCUCGUUUUGAUAAUUUCAGAGGUCCUGGUGUUCAUCGGUGCGAUGUUGAAUGUGGCUUGCCUCCAUCGAUUUGGGAAACGAAAAAUCGCUAUACUUGCCAACGGGAUCGUCGCUCUUUGCAUCCUGGGUACGGGGGUCUACAGCUCCUCCCUCCAGGACUCAACCUGGAUGCCGCAGGCAGCCUGGCUUCCCGUUAUUUUUUGGCUUACGCUUAAUUUCUUCUGCGGCUUCAGUGCAGUACUCUUACCGUGGCAAUUGGUCUGCGAGAUCUUCCCCAUCGCCGGUCGUGGGCUAGCAUGCGGUAUCACGGCAGGCACAAAGUACUUGAUACAGUCGGCCAUGAUCAAAUCAUACUUGUUCAUUGAGAACUGGAUUAGCCUCAGCGGUAUGAUGUACCUUUAUGGGACUGGUGCAGUACUAGGAGUUAUUCAUCUUUAUUUCUGUCUACCGGAAACCGAAGGAAAAACAUUGCAACAGAUUGAAACUUACUUUACAAAAAAUCACGAUCGCAAAGAAAAGUAUUCGAUCGGAAAAGCGGCUAGAGUUGAACAUCACCCUGGUAGCGUUGACUGUUAAAUUUUGAAAAAAAGAA
Messenger RNA from Bemisia tabaci, 1831 nucleotides. Lineage: Eukaryota; Metazoa; Arthropoda; Insecta; Hemiptera; Aleyrodidae. The record is from RefSeq and is a predicted model, not a curated record.